Messenger RNA from Zygotorulaspora mrakii, 1170 nucleotides. RefSeq names its product Pea2p (gene PEA2). Lineage: Eukaryota; Fungi; Ascomycota; Saccharomycetes; Saccharomycetales; Saccharomycetaceae. The transcript has a single exon. The coding region runs from base 1 to 1170 and encodes 389 amino acids. The record is from RefSeq and is a predicted model, not a curated record.
AUGAUCGACGAUCUAAAGGGUUUAGAGCUCAUGGAAAGAGCUAACCCAUGGCUUUUCUCAGAGGACAGUUAUGAGGAGUAUCCAACCAAAUAUGAGGAUUUGAAACAAUAUUUGUCAAACGAUUUGGACACAAACUUGCCCUACAGAAAUAGUAGACCCUACACACAUGUUGACUACUUAGAUUUCCUACUGUACAAGAAAGAUCAAAAUGGCUCGUUAAUUGAUGUCGAUAAAAAACUACUUUGCGAAUAUGCGCUGUAUCAGGUGCAAAGUCAUCAGAGGAAUGGAAAAUUAAAAGAUGUUUCGGCGAAAACCUUGCAACAGCUACUCGAUAUCCAGCCACAGUCAGCAGAGUGGUAUGAGUCUUUGCUCGUAUUGCUGGAAUCCACCAAUGCUACAAAAGUUGAUGCUCCACUGUUUGAUAUUGGAAAGACGAGUACAAAGAAAAACCCGAACAGCAAAGGGCUGCAGCGUAGUAAUACUACUAUUCGCACGAAUGGUGCGUUGCAAGAACUCACGUCAUUUGUAUUAUCUAAUGCCGUCAAGAAGGGGGUGGAGUUGCAACCUGUAAAUAUGGAUAGUCCGGUUGAAUUCCUAAAGAAUGCUAUUGAUUCACUCACAAAUUACUCUCAAAAUGAUAACGGAAAGCAAUCAAACAUGGAGAAUGACGCCACAGGCAUAUACACACAAAAAAAAGAGUUAGAAACGGCAUUUGAAGACUUACAGCUAGCUCACAGUUUUUUAACGAAGCAAUUUGAGAAAGAUCGAGCUGAACAUAUACAAAAUGUUGAACAACUUCAAAAUACGAACAAGGAACUACAUCAAAAAAUUUUGGAGUGCCAUUCUAAUUUGUCUCAAAGUGAGACUAAACUGCAAGAGAUGGAUAUUGAGGUAAAACGACUGAAAGAAUCUAGUAGCCUCGAAAAUGACUUUGUGAGGAACAUCGAUCUAUCGUCACCAGUUCCAUCUCCUAUAAACCUCCUAAACCCAGAAUCACCAACGCUUUCUAAUGGCAACGGGCAUUCGUUCUCAAUAAUGAAAAUGGAAUUCAAGAGAAUGCUUGCUGAGAGCCAAAGGAAAUAUGAAAGAGAAAUACAAGAAGAAAGAGAAUCGAGGAUGCAUGUUGAGAAAGAACUAGAGGCGUUCAAGAAGAAGACAGGGAUGAAAUAA